GUUAUUUAACAGACAGACACAUCAGCAACCUGCACAAGGUCACUCCAGAGUGUUGUGUAUCAGCACGGCAGCCUCACACACACAAACUCCCUCAGAGGACCAUCACAUCCCACUGUGGGACUCAAACACCGGCAGCCAACAUUCAUCAACUGCAUCCAACUCUGUCUGACUGAGAGGAAGCUUACAGAGUCAGGUCCUUUAUGCAAGUUGUUUACUGGCUGUGCCCCUGCCCUUCACCAUGACUCUCCUAACCCACGUGCUGGCAUGCCUCUUUGGCAUGGGCUCCUGGGUGGCAAUCAACGGGGUGUGGGUGGAGCUGCCCGUCAUCGUGCCCGAAAUCCCUGAGGGUUGGUACCUGCCCUCUUACCUCACUGUGCUCAUCCAGAUGGCCAACGUGGGGCCCCUUUUCGUCACCCUCAUGCACCGCUUCCGCCCGGGCAAGCUGGACGAGCGGCCCGUCAUCUACUCCAUAGUGGGCCUGGGCGUGGUCGCCACCUUCCUCCUGGCCUUCCUCUGGAAGCACACGGUGCCCCUAGCGGGCGCUACGCAUAGUGUACCCCUCCUAGUGCUCUGUUUCCUACUCUCCGUGGUGGACUGCACCUCCUCGGUCACCUUCCUACCCUUCAUGAUGCGCCUCGGGCCCCAGUACCUCACUACGUACUUUGUAGGGGAGGGCCUUAGUGGCUUGGUGCCUGCCGUAGUGGCUCUGGUGCAGGGGGUGGGGGUGGUUCACUGUCAGAAUGCUACAGUGGCCAAUGGAACCUUAGGGAUUAACUCUACUGUAGGGGCCAGUGGUGAGCUCCAUGCUCAAUACCAGUCCGCUAACUUCUCGGCCCAGGUCUUCUUCCUCUUCCUCAGUGCCAUGAUGGUGGUGUGUCUGGCCGCCUUCCUCCUGCUCAACCACCACCCGGCCGUGGCCAGGGAGAGGAAGCGCGAGCACUACUUCAACAGAGGCCUGGCGGAGGAGAAGAGCGACCAAGCCCUGUCCCUGUCUCACAGACCACCAGAGGAGAAGCCCAUGAUCAGUUCUCCGGAUGGCCCCCAGAGAGCCCGGCGGAGCUCCUUCGGGAUGGGCUUCUACAGUAGGCUGGAGGUGGCGUUCAUCUUUGUGGUUCUGGCCUGGGUCAAUGCCCUGACCAAUGCAGUGCUACCCUCGGUGCAGUCUUACUCCUGUCUGCCCUAUGGGAACCAGGCCUACCAUCUGGCCGCCACCAUGGCAGCCGUGGCCAACCCUGUGGCCUGCUUCAUCGCCAUGUUCCUGCCCUUAAGGUCGUUGGUGCUGAUUGGGCUUCUGACAAUAGUUGGGACAGGGUUUGGUACUUACAUCAUGGCCAUGGCUGCACUGAGCCCCUGUCCUCUACUAGUCCACAGCGCCUCAGGAACCGCACUCAUAGUCAUAGCCUGGAUCUUGUUUGUCCUGACCCUCUCCUAUGUGAAGGUGAUCAUUGGGGUGAUCCUUCGGGAUGAGGGCCACAGUGCCCUCGUGUGGUGUGGAGCGGUAGUGCAGCUUGGCUCCAUGCUGGGUGCACUGUCCAUGUUUCCCUUGGUCAGUGUCUAUGGACUGUUCAAAUCAGGGGACCCUUGUAACACCAAGUGCCCAAAGUAGGGAUCAAGAUGUGGCUUACUGUUGAAACUUACUGUAGAAAACAAAAAUGUUGACACUGGAAAUAUAUCUUUCAUCAUUUGAGUUUGUCUCUUUAAACUGAUUUUGAGGUAUCUAGUCUGUUGCCCUAUGGUUGAUUAGGAACUAAAUGGCACCAAACCGCUUGUGUUUGUUUUCCGUUGAAUAAAGUUUCAAAACGUUUUACUACAGAUGUAGGAUCUUAAUUUGAUCACCCUGUUGCAAGAUAGCUUUUUAUGCAAUGCAGGAACUUUAAAACGUGUAGUGUAUUUGAGGUUUAAAAAGGCUUCUGAAGUUUGCAAUUUCCAGUUUGACAUUUCAGACUUAAUUUUCCCUUGCAAAAAUGUAUCACCCCCUACAAAAAUGCCCAUUAAUUAUAAUCCACGUAAUAAUUCACAUUUCCUGUUGCUGCAGGAUUAUUUUCCUGCUGUAGCAAACUGGCUCAAAUUAAGACCCGAAAUCUAUACAGUGUGCG
Molecule: messenger RNA, 2096 nt
Organism: Coregonus clupeaformis (lake whitefish)
Lineage: Eukaryota; Metazoa; Chordata; Actinopteri; Salmoniformes; Salmonidae
Product: riboflavin transporter 2-like
Biological process (GO): riboflavin transport
Cellular component (GO): plasma membrane
Molecular function (GO): riboflavin transmembrane transporter activity
Source: RefSeq, a predicted model, not a curated record